ACAGCUAGUAACAGAUGAGGUACUUAUUAAAGAUUGACCGAGAAUCAACACUCGAAUCUAAAAAUAGCGGUGGAGGCGGAGCGGAUCCUGCCCGCUCACUCCCUCCUCGCGACCCCAACGCCUAACGCCAGUACAAUUCACACGCGCUUGCGGCAAGUCGAGUCGACGUUGACCGAACAUAGACACACCAACCUGCACCGCGCCCCCGCCUGCUGUAAACUUUUUGUUUUGUGUAAAUCCUCGGGUAUACAAUUGAAGUGAGUGGUAGUGAAUUCAUCAUACCUCUGCCGGAUUUCCGCUGCUGGCCCGCUUUCAGCGCCGGUGCAGAGGCGGAAGCCUACGAGUUCUGACUGACAGAUCUGACAGAAACUAUUGACAACCGGUAUUAUUCUUUUCAAAUAUCUUGGCGGCCGAAGGUCAUCGGCGCGCUGUGCAGUACCCGCUACUCCCCCCUACACAUAAAAUUGUGUUCUACGCAGCUACUAGCGCGAAGUUGAAAGCCGCUAAGAUAUCUGAAAACAGUGAUAUUACUUGUGAUCUACACUCAAAAGCUUAUCGAGAGAAAUGACGCGCGUGCGCGGCUCGUGGCGGCGCUGGGGUGCGGGCGCGCUGCUGCUGGCGGCGGCAGUUGCGCUAUUUCCGCGCGUGUCGCAGCAUUGGCGCAUCUCCGCGGACUUCCCGCUCGUCUCGUCUCACCACCUCGCCCACUACCUCGCAGACUUCACCAACCAUCCCAAACUCGACCCUGAAAUCGGAGCGUGGUCGGUGGAGGAGGAGGAGGGCAACUACACGUGGUGGCGUUAUACGGUGCGCUACGAGUGCGGCGCGAGGUGCGCGGGUCGCGUGCGCGUCCAGCACGCGGCGGGCGCCGCCAGCGCGGCAAGUGUGCGGCACGGCACCGCCGCCGAACACGACCUGCGCGUGCUGGACUCGCGCUGUACGCAUCUGCCGCUGCUACCAUGGCCUUGGUUUUGUGAGGAAACCGAAUUCGAGAUGAGGAUAGAGCAGGUGGGGAGCGGGGCGCGGCUGCUGGAGAACGCGCGCGGCGCCUGCAGCGUGCCACUUGCACUGGCAGGUCGCUGCAAUAUGCGCGAGCGGAGGGCCUCCACACUCGCCGCUUUGCGAAGCGCGCUGUAGUUCACUGAACGGCAAAAGUUAAAAGAUUUGUAAUUA
This is a messenger RNA of Papilio machaon (common yellow swallowtail), 1173 nucleotides long. RefSeq lists its product as uncharacterized. The transcript has 4 exons. The record is from RefSeq and is a predicted model, not a curated record. NCBI's taxonomy places the organism in Eukaryota, Metazoa, Arthropoda, Insecta, Lepidoptera, Papilionidae. Bases 565 to 1137 code for a protein of 190 amino acids.